This is a messenger RNA of Macadamia integrifolia, 1254 nucleotides long. Its product is annotated as aspartic proteinase CDR1-like. Gene Ontology annotation, cellular component: extracellular region. The record is from RefSeq and is a predicted model, not a curated record. The coding region runs from base 1 to 1254 and encodes 417 amino acids. Lineage: Eukaryota; Viridiplantae; Streptophyta; Magnoliopsida; Proteales; Proteaceae. The transcript has a single exon.
AUGGCAAGUCAUCGUAAUUUUCUUUCAGUCAUUUUUGUUCUAGCUGUAGUCAUCAUCAUCUCUCUUUCAAACACAGAUGCCAUUGAAUCCAACAAUGGUGGUGGCUUCACUAUCGAUCUCAUCCACAGUGAUUCGCCACUCUCUCCAUUAUAUAAUCCUUCUAAAACUUCAUGGCAGCGUUGGCAGAAUUCCUUCAAUCGACGGAUAAACAAACAUGAUGCUACAGAUAUUAUCCCUGAUAAUGGACAAUAUCUUGUUAAGUUAUCGAUCGGUACUCCACCAGUCGAGGUCCAUGGAAUUCUUGAUGCAGGUAGUGAUCUUAUUUGGACACAAUGUGCACCAUGUCCAGGAUGUUAUAAGCAAAUACUUCCUCUCUUUGAUCCUACAAGAUCCUCAACGUAUAAAGACCUUCCAUGUCAAAACAAAAUAUGUGAAGAGCUAGGUCCUGACCCUUGUAGCAGAAGUAAGAAUUGCCAAUAUGGAUAUGGAUAUGGAAGUGGUGGCUAUAGUAAAGGCAAUCUUGCCACUGAUACUUUCACCUUUGGUUCUUUGGUGGUGCCAAAUACGGUAUUUGGUUGUGGUCACAACAACUCAGAUACCUUCAACGAGCGAGAAACUGGAAUAAUAGGGCUUGGUAUGGGUUCGAUGUCGCUGAUUACACAAUUAACUUCAAAACUUGGUUUCAAGUUCUCAUACUGUUUGGUGCCAUUGAGUGCCCCAACUGUUAUGAGCAAACUAACAAUCGGUAACGAGGCUGUGGUUUCAGGUGGUGGAACUAUUUCGACUCCUUUAGUAGUAAAACCUAAGGAUACUUUCUACUAUGUGACACUAAAUGCCAUGAGCGUCGGGAACACGAGAUUGCCAUAUGAUCAUGGAAGUAAGGAAGGUAACCUCAUCAUCGAUACUGGUGUUCCUCCUAUUUUGAUCCCAACCGAGUUUUACAACCAGUUGGUAGCAGCAGUAAAGGGUGCGAUUAGUGCACAACCUCUUCCAAACAAGGGAACACAGUUAUGCUAUGCGAGUAAUACUAAAAUUGAUGUGAUGAUCACGGCACAUUUCACUGGUGCCGAUGUACAAUUGAAGCCGGUUAACACAUUUGUUAGUACUCCAGAUGGGUCGGUAUGUUUCGCAGUGAAUCCGGAUGAUAAGAUUGCCAUUUAUGGAAACUUCGCUCAGAUGAACUUUUUCGUUGGAUAUGAUCUUGCAAAUAAGAGUGUCUUCUUCAAGCCAACUGAUUGUACCAAGCCACAGUAG